Molecule: messenger RNA, 3471 nt
Organism: Anoplopoma fimbria (sablefish)
Lineage: Eukaryota; Metazoa; Chordata; Actinopteri; Perciformes; Anoplopomatidae
Gene: atp1a3b
Product: ATPase Na+/K+ transporting subunit alpha 3b
Exons: 23
Coding region: 304-3375 (1023 amino acids)
Biological process (GO): intracellular sodium ion homeostasis; sodium ion export across plasma membrane; proton transmembrane transport
Cellular component (GO): membrane
Molecular function (GO): P-type sodium:potassium-exchanging transporter activity; ATP hydrolysis activity; ATP binding
Source: RefSeq, a predicted model, not a curated record
GGAGUACUGCGGUAACCGGCGACGCCGCGGAGGGAGAUCAAGUCCUGAAAAAGUAGCAGUGCGGCUCGUUAGUUUCGCCGGUCUUUCUCAGCAAGUAUCAGAGAGCAAAGGAAGGAAAGCGCCACCCUGCGUGAUGCUCCGCUUGAGACCGCAGUAUUUCAUUUGAAAGACGUCUCACGGCUGGGGGGAACAGAUUGAAGCCUAACACUUUGGAAGGCAAGGCAUUUUGAUAUAAUUCAUCCCGAGGGGCUGACACCUCUCAAGCCGUGCAUCACCUGAGAGGAGAAGAGUGACUGCGCCACCAUGGGGUAUGGCCGUUCAGACAGUUACCGCGUUGCCACCACACAGGACAAAGAUGACCGAUCCCCCAAGAAGAAGAAGGGGGGUACCAAGGACAUGGACGACCUGAAGAAGGAAGUGCCCAUUACGGAACACAAAAUGUCCAUAGAGGAAACAUGCAGGAAAUACCAGACUGACAUUGUUCAGGGGUUGACCAAUGCCAAGGCAGCAGAGUAUCUGAUCAGGGACGGUCCCAAUGCUCUCACCCCUCCUCCCACCACCCCGGAGUGGAUCAAGUUCUGUCGCCAGCUGUUUGGUGGAUUCUCCAUCCUGCUGUGGACCGGCGCCAUCCUCUGCUUCCUGGCCUACGCCAUCCAGGCAGCCACUGAGGACGAUCCUGCAGGAGACAAUUUGUACUUAGGUAUUGUGCUCACAGCUGUCGUCGUCAUCACUGGUUGCUUCUCAUACUUUCAAGAGGCCAAGAGCUCCAAAAUCAUGGAGUCUUUCAAGAACAUGGUGCCUCAGCAAGCGUUGGUGAUCCGUGAGGGUGAGAAGGUACAGAUCAACGCUGAAGAAGUGGUGGGUGGAGAUCUGAUUGAAGUGAAAGGUGGAGACAGGAUCCCUGCUGACAUCAGGGUGGUUUCUGCUCAUGGCUGCAAGGUUGAUAACUCCUCCCUCACAGGCGAGUCAGAACCUCAGAGCCGGUCACCUGACUGUACCCAUGACAACCCCUUAGAGACCCGAAACCUUGCUUUCUUCUCCACCAACUGUGUGGAAGGCACAGCCCGUGGCAUUGUUAUCUGCACCGGAGACCGCACAGUCAUGGGUCGCAUUGCUACACUGACCUCUGGCCUGGAGACCGGCAAAACCCCCAUCGCAAAGGAGAUCGAGCAUUUCAUCCACAUCAUCACAGGUGUUGCCGUCUUCCUCGGUGUUACCUUUUUCAUCCUGGCCAUCGUCCUGGGUUACAGCUGGCUGGAGGCUGUCAUCUUCCUCAUCGGUAUCAUUGUGGCUAACGUGCCUGAAGGGCUGCUGGCCACUGUCACUGUAUGUCUGACCCUGACUGCCAAGCGUAUGGCUAAGAAGAACUGCCUUGUGAAGAACUUGGAAGCUGUGGAAACCUUGGGCUCCACCUCCACCAUCUGCUCCGACAAAACAGGCACCCUGACCCAGAACAGGAUGACUGUGGCCCACAUGUGGUUUGACAACCAGAUCCACGAGGCCGACACCACUGAGGACCAGUCUGGUGCCUCCUUUGACAAGAGCUCAGUGACCUGGCUGGGUCUGGCUCGUGUCGCUGGUCUGUGUAACCGCGCUCAGUUUAAAGCAGGACAAGACCAGCUGCCCAUCCUGAAACGUGACGUGGCCGGCGAUGCCUCCGAGUCCGCCCUGCUGAAGUGUAUCGAGCUGUCCUGUGGCGCAGUCAGGGCGAUGAGGGAAAGGAACAAGAAGGUGGCUGAGAUCCCCUUUAAUUCCACAAACAAAUAUCAGCUCUCAGUUCACGAGACAGAGGACCUCAAUGACAACCGCUACCUGCUGGUGAUGAAGGGAGCCCCUGAGAGGAUCCUGGACCGUUGCUCCACCAUCCUGAUUCAGGGCAAGGAGCAACCUAUGGACGAGGAAUUGAAGGAAGCUUUCCAGAAUGCCUACAUGGAGCUGGGAGGACUGGGAGAGAGAGUACUGGGUUUCUGCCAUGUGAUGCUGCCAGAGGAUCAGUACCCCAAGGGCUUUGCCUUUGACACAGAUGACGUCAACUUCCAGACUGACAACCUUUGCUUUGUUGGCCUCAUGUCCAUGAUCGACCCUCCCCGUGCUGCUGUGCCUGAUGCUGUUGGCAAAUGCCGAUCUGCUGGUAUCAAGGUCAUCAUGGUCACCGGAGAUCACCCAAUCACAGCCAAGGCCAUUGCCAAGGGAGUGGGCAUCAUCUCAGAGGGCAACGAGACAGUGGAGGACAUCGCAGCCCGUCUCAACAUACCUGUCAGCCAAGUCAACCCCAGGGAUGCCAAGGCCUGUGUGAUCCACGGUACGGACCUGAAGGAUCUGUCUCAGGACCAGAUGGACGACAUCCUGAGGAAUCACACGGAGAUCGUCUUUGCCAGGACCUCUCCUCAGCAGAAACUCAUCAUCGUGGAAGGCUGCCAGAGACUGGGUGCCAUUGUGGCUGUGACAGGUGAUGGUGUGAAUGACUCACCUGCGCUGAAAAAGGCUGACAUCGGUGUUGCCAUGGGAAUAUCUGGCUCAGAUGUGUCCAAACAGGCCGCCGACAUGAUCUUGUUGGAUGACAACUUCGCCUCUAUCGUCACAGGAGUGGAAGAAGGCCGUUUGAUCUUUGAUAACCUUAAGAAGUCCAUUGCCUACACCUUGACCAGUAACAUCCCAGAGAUCACCCCCUUCCUGCUGUUCAUCAUUGUCAACAUCCCCCUGCCACUGGGAACCAUCACCAUCCUCUGUAUUGACCUGGGAACAGACAUGGUCCCAGCCAUCUCCUUGGCUUAUGAAGCAGCUGAGAGCGACAUCAUGAAGCGUCAGCCCAGGAACCCAUUCAGGGACAAGCUGGUGAACGAGAGGCUUAUCAGCAUUGCUUAUGGACAAAUCGGUAUGAUCCAGGCUCUUGGAGGCUUCUUCGCCUACUUUGUCAUCUUGGCUGAAAAUGGUUUCCUGCCCACUCAUCUAGUGGGCAUCAGGCUCAAUUGGGACGACCGCUCUGUCAACGACCUGGAAGACAGCUACGGGCAGCAAUGGACAUACGAGCAGAGAAAGAUUGUUGAGUUCACAUGCCACACAGCCUUCUUUGUCAGUAUUGUAGUCGUGCAGUGGGCUGAUGUCAUUGUCUGCAAGACCAGGCGUAACUCUGUAUUCCAGCAGGGCAUGAGGAACAAGAUCUUGAUCUUCGGCCUGUUUGAGGAGACAGCCCUGGCUGCCUUCCUGUCCUACUGCCCAGGCAUGGAUGUGGCACUCAGGAUGUAUCCUCUAAAGCCUAGCUGGUGGUUCUGUGCGUUCCCCUAUAGUUUUCUCAUCUUUGUCUAUGAUGAGGUUCGAAAACUUCUCAUCCGUCGUAACCCUGGAGGUUGGGUGGAAAGGGAGACAUACUAUUGAUCAAUGGAGCAUCUUUGCUCAAGCCCCCUACAUGUUCCUCUUAUUUCUCCCCCCUGUCACUCCAUCCCUGGCAAACCACACCUUCAGAUGCCCCGC